AAAAAACAAAAGUGAAAAUUAGACUCUGAGAGAGAGAGAGAGAGAGUCGUAAACGGAGAGUUAUCAUUUCAUUAUCCGAUCACACGGGAGAUCGUUACAUCUCUCCCCCUCUCUCUUCUUAGCUCGAUCUCCUUGAAAUCCGGUGUUUUAUAUCUAAUCCCGUUUCCCGGCGUCUUAAAACCGCUUCCCGGUGAUUUUAUCGGCAAUUUUUCUAUUGUAUACUUUUUCAGAAGAGGAUCAAGAAGGACGGCUACUCGAAUUGAAGCUAUAAUUCUUUUCUAUUCAUAUAUAUAUAAGUCGAAUACUGCCGUUUUGCAUCUUAUCUUUUAGGUUUUUGGGAUGAACUAGCCUUUGUUGCUUGCUGAAUUUAAGAAAGAAGUCGAAAAGGUUUUAGUAUUGAUUCGGAUAUUCUUUUAGGUGUUUCUGACUUCUGGAUUAUUCGAAGCGGAAAGGAGAUGGAGAGACUUGUAACUUGAAGCUAGGAACUUGGGGCUGUUUCUCCUGUAGGCUGAAGGAAACAGCCUGCUGUUAUGAUUAGGGCACUGUUCGGUGAAAUAGAUUUUUCUUCAUUAUAUUUUAUCUUCAUUUUUUCUUUGGGAUUUCGGGAUGAGAAAUGAUGGCCAGAACCCCAAGGGAGCAGUUACGAGAUCGGGGCGGAGUAAUGGGUUCAUACCAAACUCUUUUCGAGCGAUCUCGAGUUACCUAAGAAUCGUAUCCUCGGGCGCGUCCACUGUUGCCUCGACGGUUCGAUCAGCUGGUGCAUCGGUCGCGUCGUCAAUUGUAGAUAGAGAGGACGUUGGCUGCCGUAAUCAGGUCCACUGGGCUGGGUUUGACAAGUUAGAAUCUGAGGAAGGCAUUAUUCGGAGAGUUCUCUUGCUGGGUUAUCGGUCUGGUUUCCAGGUUUGGGAUGUUGAAGAAGCAGAUAAUGUGUAUGAGCUAAUAUCCAGAUACGAUGGCCCUGUUUCCUUUCUGCAAAUGCAACCAAAGCCAAUAGAAUCAAAGAAAUCAGAAGACAAGUUUGCAGAUGUCCGACCAUUGCUUAUCGUUGUUGGGGAUGGUUUUCUUUCUGGUGGUAUUAAUGUUCAAGAUGGGGUUUUCACUCAAUGCAAUGGGAAUGAUACUACUUGCCAUGAGACUGGUAAUGGAAACUUUGUACCUACAGUUGUUAGGUUUUAUUCCUUGAGGUCACAAUCUUAUGUGCAUAUCCUGAAGUUCAGAUCAGCUGUUUUCUCUGUAAGGUGCAGCCCUCGAGUUGUAGCUAUAUCUCAGGCAGCUCAGAUACAUUGCUUUGAGGCUGCGACCCUGGAGAGAGAAUACACAAUUCUUACAUAUCCUGUAUUUUCGGGUUGUCCUGGUUUUGGGAAUGCAGGCUAUGGACCACUUGCAGUGGGGCCAAGGUGGUUAGCUUAUAGUGGAAGUCCUGUUGUCAUUUCAAACACAGGCCGUGUCAGUCCACAACAUCUUACACCUUCUGCAAGUUUCUCUGGUUCCUCUUCAAAUGGGAAUGUGGUUGUGCAUUAUGCCAAAGAAUCAAGCAAACAACUUGCUGCUGGUAUAGCGACCCUAGGAGAUAUGGGUUACAAGAAAUUGUCACGGUAUUGCUCUGAACUCCUACCUGAUUGCAAUAAUUCUCUAAAAUCAGGGAGCCCUGGCUGGAAAACCAACGGCACUGUUAAUGGCCAUCUGUCAGAUGUAGAUAAUGCUGGAAUGGUUAUUGUGAGAGAUAUUGUUGGAAAAUCUGUUCUUACCCAGUUUAGGGCACAUAGGAGUCCUAUUUCUGCAUUAUGCUUUGAUCCUAGUGGGACAUUGUUGGUGACUGCUUCAGUUCAGGGUCAUAACAUUAAUGUUUUCCGAAUAAUGCCCAUGCUUCCUAGAAGUUCAUCAGGAUCUGAUUCUCAUGGAUCUUAUGUGCAUCUUUACAGACUGCAGCGUGGCUUAACGAAUGCUGUUAUACAGGACAUCAGUUUCAGUGCAGACAGCCAAUGGAUUAUGAUAAGUUCUUUAAGGGGAACGAGCCAUUUAUUUGCUAUAUCUCCUUGUGGAGGUUCUGUGAACCUUCAGUCUGCUGCUUCAGGGUUUACCAACAGUGUGUUAGGUGUGAUGACCAAACAAGAUGCUCAUUGGCCACAUGGUUCAGGGCCAGAAAAACUUAAUCAACAAAAUUUUUCUGCAUUUGGUCCUCCAGUAACACUAUCAGUUGUUAGCAGAAUAAGGAAUGGUGGUAAUGGUUGGAGGGGUACAGUAAGUGGUGCUGCAGCUGUUGCAACAGGCAGGGUUAGUUCCCUUUCUGGGGCUAUUGCUUCAACCUUCCACAACUGCAAAGAAAAUGGUUCAUGUUUAGAUUCCAAUUCAUUAAGUACAAAAUACCACCUUCUGGUGUUCUCACCUUCUGGUUGUCUGAUGCAAUAUGUCUUGCGUACAUCUAAUGGACCAGUUUCUGAGUCAGUUUCAUCUAGAUUAAACACUGCUUAUGAAUCACUUCCAGAUAGUGAUGCAAAGUUAGUUGUUGAAGCAGUCCAGAAGUGGGAUAUCUGUCAGAGACAACAUCAAAGAGAACGGGAAGAUAAUCUUGACAUUUAUGGUGAACAUGGUAAUGGAGACAACCAUAAGAUUUUCCCAGAGGGAAAAAGGGGGAACGGUAUAUAUCCUGCUAAUGGUCUUUUAGUCACAAAGACAAAGAGCAGUGCUGAGGAAAGGCAUCAUUUAUAUAUAUCAGAAGCUGAGUUGCAAAUGCAUCAAGCUCGGAUACCAAUGUGGGCAAAACCAGAGAUAUACUUUCAGGUGAUGAUGAUGGAUUACAAGAACAUAAAAGAAAGUGUUUUAGGAGGUGAAAUUGAAAUUGAACAGUUUCCAACUCGCAUGAUUGAAGCAAGGUCAAAAGAUUUGGUACCAGUUUUUGAGCAUCUUCAAACUCCAAAAUUUCAAGAAACAAGGGUACCUGCUUUGGAUAGCAACUGUAAUGUCCUGCUGCAGAAUCAGAGGUCUCGGCUAUCUGAAGAUGGGAGGGUUUCAUGCGGAAGUAGACAUAGCUCUCUUGACUACGUCUCAGAAGGUAGUAUUGCAGCUACUGAACUCCCAAAUACCAAUGAAGAAAAUUGCUGGGGUGGUCUUCAAAUGUCAUUGGAAUCAACCGCAGGCUUUGUAAAUAACAACAAUAUGACUGAAAUUAAAAAUGGGCUUGAGUUUGUAGAUAACAGAGAGAAGAUUGAGACCUACCUUGAGUUUGUAAAUAAUAAUAAGAAGAAGAAGAAUAAUAAAGAGAGCCUGAAGAUGGAGAAUCACUUAAAGGAUGAUGACGGUGAGUUGGAUUGAAGGUAACCUGUUUGCUCUUUGUUUGAAGUCCAAAUAAAGACUUCUGGGAUGCCUGAGGUUGUCAGAAUUGACGUAAGGUGAUGGGGGGUUUGACUUCAACUUGGUGUUUUGUCGUGUGCAACUUCUAUUUUGUUCUUCAGAGAAGCUUAUUAACCAGUGUUAAUAUUUGUUGGGGUUGAAAUGUGUGGGAGAGGGGGAAUAUCUGAAAGGGAGGAGUUUGACUGUGAUGUGGAACCGUGGAUGGCAUGGAAGGUUAGCAUUCCUUUUCUACUAACAUUGUAAAAUGUAAAUAACAGAUUCCUGAAUAUUAAUAUUUCAAUAAUCAUUUGUAAUGUGUAAAUAAUAGCAUAACCAUACAAACCCUGUGAUACAAGUAUCUUGUAUAAAGAGGGCCCUUUGCUUGGGGGUUGUUGUUUGAUGUGAAUUGGAAUUUCGGGCCUAAUGGUCCUCUGAUUCAUUACCUA
This is a messenger RNA of Nelumbo nucifera (sacred lotus), 3776 nucleotides long. Its product is annotated as autophagy-related protein 18f-like. Gene Ontology annotation, molecular function: protein binding. Gene Ontology annotation, biological process: autophagy; response to starvation. The record is from RefSeq and is a predicted model, not a curated record. Gene Ontology annotation, cellular component: cytoplasm. Lineage: Eukaryota; Viridiplantae; Streptophyta; Magnoliopsida; Proteales; Nelumbonaceae.